GUCCGUCUCUCUAAGGGCUUGGUGCGCUUUAACGUGAUUCUGUGAUUCCAGCUGGCCUGAAGACACCCCAGUUCCCCUGCCCCGACUAUCCAACUGUAUUCCUGCUCUGGACCCCGCUGGGGCUGCCAUACACCCUGCAUGCCAGGACUGGAGACAUGUGCAGCCUGACCCUACCCCAGAGCCUGUCUCUAAAGGUGGAGAUGGGCAGACACCCGCAGCCCGGGAGGCAAGGUGGUGUCCUGAGUGCUCUGUGCGUUCAGGAGCAGGAAGGCCUAGCUUGUGGCAGCAGGAGAUCCCCAAGCGUGAUCCAAGAUUGGGGUUUUGCCACCUGCAGGGAUUCCAUAGAAGGAGAUCCCAGGGUCAAAAGGCAUUUGAAAGGCUUUCCCACAUCUUUGUAUGUGACUUGAUGUAUCAUCUUUUAUUUUAAGGCUCUCCCUACCGUGAAAUCGGUUCUCUCUCAUUAUCAAAACAUUUGGCCAUCUUUUCUUGUGUAACUGUCAAUGAAUUUAUCAUCUUGAAUACUUUUCAAAUUAAAACACAGUACAUUUAAGCCCACAAAACACACCAAAGAAUACACACAUAGAAGCAAAAGCCAACACCCCUUCUGUAACUCCGCCCUAAGGAAGUGACUCUAGGAAAGGGUGCCUCCUCCCACACUUUCUCCUCUGGAGGGCUCGCUUGCAGGAAGGAAUCCUCACAAAGCAGGACUGCGUUACAGGUCUGCCGUUAUGGAUCGUCUCGCAGAAGCAAAUGGCACCUUUGCCUUAAACCUUUUGAAAAUGCUGGGUGAAGGCAACUCGAAGAAUGUGUUUUUCUCACCCAUGAGCAUGGCCUCUGCCCUGGCCAUGGUCUACAUGGGAGCACAGGGAAACACCGCUGCACAGAUGGCCCAGGUACUUUCUUUAAAUAAAAGUGGUGGUGGCGGAGACGUCCACCAGGGCUUCCAGUCUCUUCUCACCGAAGUGAAUAAGCCUGGCACGCAGUACUUGCUUAGGACGGCCAACAGGCUCUUUGGGGAAAAGUCCUGUGACUUCCUCUCAUCUUUUAGAGAUUCCUGCCAAAAAUUCUACCAAGCGGAGAUGGAGGAGCUUGACUUUAUCAGCGCCGUAGAGAAGUCCAGAAAACAUAUAAACACCUGGGUAGCUGAAAAGACAGAAGGUAAAAUUGCCGAGUUGCUGUCCCCGGGCACAGUGGAUUCACUGACAAAGCUGGUUCUGGUGAAUGCCAUCUACUUCAAAGGAAACUGGGAUAAACAAUUCCGCAAGGAGAACACCAAGGAGAGACCGUUUAAAGUCAGCAAGAAUGAAAAGAAACCUGUGCAAAUGAUGUUUAAGAAAUCUACUUUCAAGAAGACCUAUAUAGGAGAAAUUUUUACCCAGAUCCUGGUGCUUCCCUAUGUUGGCCAGGAGCUGAAUAUGAUCAUCAUGCUUCCGGACGAGACCACCGACUUGAGAACGGUGGAGAAAGAAAUCACUUACGAGAAGUUCAUAGAAUGGACGAGGCUGGACAUGAUGGAUGAGGAGGAGGUGGAAGUGUUUCUCCCACGGUUUAAACUGGAGGAAAGCUACGACAUGGAGAGUGUCCUGCGCAACCUGGGCAUGACCGAUGCCUUCGAGGUGGGCAAGGCAGACUUCUCCGGAAUGUCCAAGACAGACCUGUUUCUGUCCAAGGUCGUGCACAAAUCCUUUGUGGAGGUCAACGAGGAAGGCACAGAGGCCGCAGCUGCCACAGCUGCCAUCAUAAUGCUGCGGUGUGCCAGAUUCACCCCCCGCUUCUGUGCCGACCACCCCUUCCUUUUCUUCAUCCAGCACAGCAAGACCAAUGGGAUUCUCUUCUGCGGCCGCUUUUCUUCCCCGUAAGGACAGGGUGGUCUUUGUGCGCAGCCCCUCUCCUCUCUGUCCUCUGACACUCCACAGUGUGCCUGCCACCCAAGUGGCCUUAUCCGUGUGGUGGUGGCACUUCAGAAAUAAAGGGAACAAUUGUGGGAUGCCACAUUCA
This is a messenger RNA of Callithrix jacchus (white-tufted-ear marmoset), 1998 nucleotides long. RefSeq names its product serpin B6. NCBI's taxonomy places the organism in Eukaryota, Metazoa, Chordata, Mammalia, Primates, Cebidae. Gene Ontology annotation, molecular function: serine-type endopeptidase inhibitor activity. Gene Ontology annotation, cellular component: cytoplasm. Gene Ontology annotation, biological process: negative regulation of endopeptidase activity. The record is from RefSeq and is a predicted model, not a curated record.